UAAAAAACAAAUAAACAACUUUCCGACAACGAAUGUCAAAUCUGCCAAACCUCGGAAAAUAUGACGAAAUUAUGCUCAAACUCAUUCUAUGUCUCGCAACGUUUUUCAGUAGUAUAAUCCUGUGUCUGCUGUUGAUUUCUAUGAAGCUGGUAGACUUCUCACAGGUAGUAGAGGAAUUCAAAGCCACGCAUUAAAGGAUGCUAGUCUCCGACACUGGCGUGACGGGGGGCAAUGAGAUCUUCAUCAAAGUCGUCAGUCCUGAGGGGCAGACAUUCACGGCCUACUUCUCCGAAGACACUCUCAUUGAGGAGGUGAAGAACAGAGCGAUAGAUUUCUUCUACCCGACCGGGGAGACGGGGGCCGGUCGGUACAAAAUCGUCAGAGUAUUCGACACAUCAACUUUGCACGACUUCCUGACGUUAGCCCAAGAGUCUGUGAUGAUGCAGGAAGAACUACUCCUCGUUGAGAGACGGCUGCCCGAAGCUGGGACGCUCUGGGACCUCGGCACUGUCAGAGCUCCCCAGCACGGGACCAUUGCCGCCGCGACAGCGUCUCUACCGACUCCCACGAACGCCAUGCGGCAACCAAACCUCCAAUCCUUGUUAUCAACCAACGAACUCUCCUAUGAACUGCGCAAAAUUCUUAUAUCCUUGAUCGAAGCUGGAGCGAGACUGGCAGCGUCCGGCAGGAACUAUGAAAUGACGCUCGCACAGCUCACUGCGGCUUUAGAAGAACCAAGACGAGCUCAACCAGCCGUCAUCCAGGUCAUAACUCCUGAGGAGAUUGCAGCUCGACUGAACAUGAACGCUGACAUCCAAUCAGUCAUUGAGGACCCCCCAAAUCCGACCAAAGCAGACGGCAACGAGCUGUAUCGUCGCGCGGAACACUUACAACGAUUCCUGGAGAAGUUUCGGGAAUGGCGCAACAAAAUCGCUGAACCACCGAACCCUGAAGCCAUCACCGCUCUCAAAGACCUUGGGUUUUCUUACGAGGAUUCUGAUAAAGCGCUACGAUAUACAGGAUGCAACGUCCCAGCUGCUGCUUCGUACCUAAUCGGAGAGCGUGGCUCGAGUAUCUUUGAACUUGUAAACGGUCUACCUGAUGGGUUAAUCCUGCAGACUUUACUAAAACAGCCCCAUAUUCAACGCGGGCUCCUGAACACGAGGAUGCUGAUAGCUUUCAUAGCAAUGGUUGGACAGACUGGGAGUGCUUCCCUCUGGCUCAACUCUCCUCACGGGAGUCCGUUACUCUCUCAGAUAUCAAGGACGUAUCACUCUGAGAAGUAUUGUUUGGCUGUCAAUCAGUUUUCUGAAGAACGGCGCGAGAAUGCGAAUGGACCAAAGGUGCCAAAGUUGUACUGGAGCGGCGGCGAUGUGAUCUACGACAACGGCUUCGGGUGCUACGCGCAACGCGGCCGCGCCAUACCCAUCGGAGCUGAGAACUAUCACUUUCCGCAUUCUAUGGCUGGUCUGCUGUCCAUGCGAGUGACGAUGGACGACGAGAUGUGCGGCAUAUUCAACAUCACGUUCAAACCGCUGCCGCAGCUCGAUCUGCGGAACGUGGUCUUUGGGAGAGUAAUCCGUCCAAGCACAACAUACAACAUUAUAAGCCAGCUGGGCAACGCCCUGAGCUCGCGACCCAUCAUCGAGGUGAUAUCAUCGCGCCGCAAGCAGGAAGGGCGGUGGAUCGUCGGUCAGCCCAAUACGCGGCUCGCCAGCAGAUCCGCCGGGUUCCUGAGGAAGAUGCUCAUGUCGUAGCUUUGGUUUUGUAGU
Messenger RNA from Spodoptera frugiperda (fall armyworm), 1772 nucleotides. RefSeq lists its product as uncharacterized. Gene Ontology annotation, biological process: protein peptidyl-prolyl isomerization. The transcript is spliced from 4 exons. The coding region runs from base 198 to 1757 and encodes 519 amino acids. NCBI's taxonomy places the organism in Eukaryota, Metazoa, Arthropoda, Insecta, Lepidoptera, Noctuidae. The record is from RefSeq and is a predicted model, not a curated record. Gene Ontology annotation, molecular function: protein binding; peptidyl-prolyl cis-trans isomerase activity.